AUGCCAAUAAGGACUACUACUUCUGCAUUUAAGCCUAGGGGAGCAACUUCUUCCGCUCCUAAAGCCUUAGCGUCGCAGAUUGUCAGAUGUUUCAGGUGUGGUGGGCCACACUAUCUGAGCCAGUGCCUACAGACUGAUGUCAGAGUUUACUUCUCGUGCCAGCAGCUAAGGCACCUUGCUAGGGACUGUCCUACGCCUAGUGGGGCAGUUUCGUCUUCUGCUAGCGCCUUGCACGCUGUUAGGCCUAAAGCAACUAAGGCUCCGACGACAACUAGAUCAAUAGCAGAGGGACGUGUAUUCACUACUUUUGCAUCAGAGGCAGCCCAGGCGACAGAUCUCGUUCAGGGAACAACGGUAGUGACAGAUACUUUUCUUUCUGUAUUGUUUGACUCUGAAGCCACACACUUUUAUUGCGGACAUUUGUGUGAGAAACUUAGGAUGUGA
Abrus precatorius (Indian licorice) is the source of this 444-nucleotide messenger RNA. RefSeq lists its product as uncharacterized. The transcript has a single exon. The record is from RefSeq and is a predicted model, not a curated record. Bases 1 to 444 code for a protein of 147 amino acids. NCBI's taxonomy places the organism in Eukaryota, Viridiplantae, Streptophyta, Magnoliopsida, Fabales, Fabaceae. Gene Ontology annotation, molecular function: zinc ion binding; nucleic acid binding.